Aspergillus melleus is the source of this 2319-nucleotide messenger RNA. Its product is annotated as fungal specific transcription factor domain-containing protein. Bases 162 to 2204 code for a protein of 680 amino acids. Gene Ontology annotation, biological process: DNA-templated transcription; regulation of transcription by RNA polymerase II. Gene Ontology annotation, molecular function: RNA polymerase II cis-regulatory region sequence-specific DNA binding; DNA-binding transcription factor activity, RNA polymerase II-specific; zinc ion binding. The transcript has a single exon. The record is from RefSeq and is a predicted model, not a curated record. NCBI's taxonomy places the organism in Eukaryota, Fungi, Ascomycota, Eurotiomycetes, Eurotiales, Aspergillaceae. Gene Ontology annotation, cellular component: chromatin.
GUCAUUUGAACGAUGAUCAAGACCUGGAGACAGAAGUGCCGCAAGAUAAUGGAACCCCACAAGCGAAGGAGCAAAUCACCUGUGCGUCUAAUCUGCAACACUCGGGCGUCAAUUCCUCCGGUCUUCGCCUGCCUAGCCUGUCUCCUUCCAGAGCAGACGUGAUGCAGUGUCCGGAGAUACCUGUCAAUGAUGCGAAUGAGCCUUUCUUCACCGUAACAGAGCCAUCCGUUGAAUCAUCUGCUAUCCUUCCUACACUCCCUAUAUCUCAGCCUGCUCAGAACUUUGGCGACUUCUCACUGUUCAUCGACAGUAUGAGCAUGCCAUAUACGGAUAAUUUGUCUACCCUGUUACUCGACCAUCAAAUCCUACCUCUAUCACCUUCGCCUCUUUUUACAUCACUUGAAAACCAAGGUUCACACAAUGAAUGCAGAGAAUUGGGCACUAGUGCCCAGCCUAUUGUACCAAUGGCUGAUCCCUCAGCACCGCAUCUAUACGAUGAAUUCUCCUCAACAUUUCCUUCUUUUGAAACAUCCUCCUCCAUAUCGAAAAGGGAGUCUUGGGAUAUUACCCAAGAGGGCUGGAACAGCAUUUAUGCUGAGAUACAAAAUUAUAUCUCCCUUCUUCCUCUUGGGUUUUCACUCCCCUCCCGCCACACUAUGACCAGAUAUAUCGCGACAUACUUCUCUGGUUUCCACCGCCAUUUACCAUUCCUACAUAUUCCAACCUUUUCACCUGUCAAAGUCCAAUUCGACCUGAUAUUAGCAAUGGCUGCCAUUGGAGCGCAAUCUAGCUUCGAUAAUGAUACUGCAGUCAUGCUGUUUAAAACAUCACACGCUGUUGUUUUGGAGCGGCUUCGUCACCGCAAGGCCGAGCUUUGUGUAAAGACAUUUGCUGAAGAUGGCUCGUUAGCUGUGCCGCAAUAUAUAGCGGAGCAUGAAACAAAUCAUCCCAUCUCCAACCUGCGGCCACUACCAGGUAAAUUUAAGUCUUUACCUGCUGCGCAAACCUUGUUGUUGCUCAUGGCAAUGGCAACAUGGGGGAACUCCAAAGCCAUCUACAAUGAAUCCGUGGGUCUACAGAAUGCUUUAACAAGCCUUGUCCGCGACGAAGGGUUCUUAGAAAUGCAGACUCAGACUACUCAAGAGAUGAACUGGUCUCAAUGGAUUCAUGUGGAAGGAUUCAAAAGAACACUCGCCAUCAUCUUCUGCUUUUUCAUCUUCCACACAAUUGUAUACGACACACCGCCACCUAUUCUCAACUCGGAGCUUGAUAUUUAUCUACCUUCGCAUGAAGCAAAUUGGGCCGCUCGAAGCGAGAAGAAAUGGGAUGAACUUCGGAGGGAAUCUGGACCUGAGUCAAAUUUCCAACGUUCAUUCUCCCUGCUCUUCUCAAAGAACAGCGACGAAGGUAAUGGCGACACAGAAGGAUACUCCUCGUUAGGAGGAUACACUCUCAUCCUCGCCAUAAUUCAACACAUUUACCUACUACGAGCAAUGACCAAAUCCGAACCUGGCUCCGAUCGAAGCCUGCCAUCAACAGACGUGGCAGAUGUGGAGCAAGCACUCAGAAACUGGCAGAAGGGAUGGUAUCUAGACCCAGAAUCAUCAUUCGGCCCGGGAAGCCCUCAAGGCCCGAUCUCUUUCAACUCGACUGCCUUGCUUCGAAUGGCGUAUAUCCGACUCAACGUGGACGUAGGUCCCUGGCGUUCCCUGAAUACCCAUGAUCCGCUGAAAAUCGCCCGGUCGAUCCACCAAAGUCCGCCAUUACGGCCUUCACAUAAGCUUACGCGCGCUGUCCUUUAUUCAGCGCAUGCACUCAGCAUCCCAGUCAAGAUCGGUGUAAAUAUUGUGGCCCGCAAUCAAGCUUUUACGUGGUCUCUGCAGCAUUCACUCUGUGCUCUUGAGUGCGCCUUUGUACUGAGCAAAUGGUUAGCUGCGGUGCAAGAUCGCACUCCUGGGACUCCCCUCGAUGAGGAUGAAACUAGGUUGCUGGCAUAUAUAAGCGACAUGAUGCAGGAAGCGGACCCCGGAUUCCGUCCGAUGGAUAAUGCUGGAAGAAUGCCACAUGGCCCAGAUCUAUCCGCCCGGGUCAUCAAGACCUGGGCAAAGCUUCUGAGCGGAGAUGCUGUCUGGGACGUGGUACGCAUGAUUGGCAAGGCCUUGGAGGCGUAUGGCCGAAUCUUGGAAAAUGGAUCUGCACUCUGAAAGAAAAGCUGAAUCCCUAUGUUGCUAGUAAACAUAACGUUGCAUGUCUCGUCCCUCGGCUCUGGAGAUCCUAAAUGUGACCCAAUCUGUGGUCGCGCGACACAGAUAGGUUCAG